ACACCUUCCGUUUCUCUCCAGCCUGAGAGGAGAGAGGAGAGGAGCUCUCACAGCGACGACUGGCAGGCAGCUUCAGGGAAGAAAAGAGAGGAGAAAAAACGAAAUACAAAGAGGAGAAAGAAGGGAUAAGUCAGGGAGGAGGGCAGUGGGUCGCAGUGUUCAGCUCGCUGAACGGGCAGGUGGAAGAAGUCACAGCAGAUCCACCAUCGCUCGCUGACGCUCUCAGUCUCGGACCUCUCAUCAAACUCGCCGUCAUUUUUCAUCUAAAUUCAUGCAUUUCAGGUCUGCAUAGUCAUUCAGUCCCUGUCCAGAAAACAGAAUGGAAAACGCGCACACUAAAUCCUCGUCAGAAGUUUUUAAACACUUCGACGUGAAUGAAAACAACGGACUGACUGCGGAACAAGUGAAGAGCAAUUUUGAGAAAUACGGACCGAACGAGCUCCCGGCGGAGGAAGGAAAGUCACUAUGGGAGUUGGUGGUAGAACAGUUCGAGGAUCUUCUGGUCAGGAUUCUUCUGCUCGCUGCCUGUGUGUCAUUCGUGCUGGCGCUGUUCGAGGAUGGAGAGGAGUCCACUACAGCUUUUGUGGAGCCCCUGGUCAUCCUGCUCAUCCUGGCUGCUAAUGCCAUCAUCGGAGUUUGGCAGGAGCGUAAUGCAGAAAAUGCCAUCGAGGCUCUGAAGGAGUACGAGCCAGAGAUGGGCAAAGUGUAUCGCAUGAACCGCAAAGGCGUGCAGAGGAUUAAGGCUCGCGACAUCGUUCCAGGAGACGUCGUGGAGGUGGCUGUUGGUGACAAGGUGCCUGCUGAUAUCCGAAUCGUCUCUAUAAAAUCCACUACUCUCCGAGUGGACCAAUCCAUCCUCACAGGCGAGUCUGUAUCCGUUAUCAAACACACUGAUCCCGUGCCUGAUCCUCGCGCCGUCAAUCAAGAUAAGAAAAAUAUGCUGUUUUCUGGCACCAAUAUCGCCUCGGGCCGCGCCAUCGGCGUGGUCGUGUGCACGGGCGUCUCCACCGAGAUCGGAAAGAUCCGUAACCAGAUGGCGAGCACCGAGCAGGAGAGGACGCCACUGCAGCAGAAGCUGGACGAGUUCGGCCAGCAGCUCUCCAAGGUCAUCUCGCUCAUCUGCAUCGCCGUGUGGCUCAUCAACAUCGGCCACUUCAACGACCCCGUGCACGGCGGCUCCUGGUUCCGAGGGGCCAUCUACUACUUCAAGAUAGCCGUGGCGCUCGCCGUGGCCGCCAUCCCGGAGGGCCUGCCCGCCGUCAUCACCACCUGUCUGGCCCUGGGCACGCGCCGCAUGGCUAAGAAGAACGCCAUCGUGCGCUCGCUGCCCUCUGUGGAGACGCUGGGCUGCACCUCGGUCAUCUGCUCCGACAAGACCGGAACCCUCACCACCAAUCAGAUGUCUGUGUGCAGGAUGUUUGUGGUUGAGAAAGCAGACAGCGGGGGUUGUUCCCGCCACGAGUUCUCCAUCACUGGAUCCACCUAUGCUCCCGAGGGUCAAGUGCUAAGAAAUAAUCAGCCUGUGAAUUGUGGAGAUUUUGAUGGCCUUGUGGAACUAGCCACUAUCUGCUCCAUGUGUAAUGACUCCUCGCUGGACUACAAUGAGUCUAAAGGUGUGUACGAGAAGGUGGGAGAAGCUACAGAAACAGCGCUCACCACUCUGGUUGAGAAGAUGAACGUCUUCAAGACCAACGUGUCCAGCCUGAGCAAAGUCGAACGAGCAGGAGCAUGCAACAUGGUUAUCAGGCAGCUGAUGAAGAAGGAGUUCACCCUGGAGUUUUCUCGUGACAGGAAGUCCAUGUCUGUGUACUGCACACCUAUCAAGACCGGCUCCCAGAGCAGAAUGUUUGUUAAGGGCGCCCCAGAGAGCGUAAUUGAGCGGUGCACACAUGUGCGAGUGGGCACAUCGAAGGUGGCUCUGACUGCGUCCAUGAAAGAAGAGCUGAUGGGGACGAUCAGAGAGUGGGGCAUGGGCAAGGACACAUUGCGCUGCCUGGCACUGGCCACAAGGGACUCACCACCCCGCAAGGAGGACAUGGACUUGGAGAACUCAACCAAGUUCUCAAAUUAUGAGUCGGAACUCACCUUUGUUGGAUGCGUGGGCAUGCUGGACCCACCAAGGAAGGAGGUGAUCGACUCUGUGAAGCUGUGCGGUGUCGCGGGCAUCCGCGUCAUCAUGAUCACCGGAGAUAACAAGGGUACGGCCGUGGCCAUCUGCAGGCGCAUUGGGAUCUUCGGUGAGAACGAGGACGUAGAAGGCAGGGCUUACACAGGCCGGGAGUUCGACGACCUUUCGCCCGACCGCCAACGAGAGGCUGUGAAGAAUGCCCGCUGUUUCGCUCGUGUUGAGCCUUCACACAAGUCCAAGAUCGUGGCUUAUCUGCAGUCCUUUGAUGAGAUCACAGCCAUGACUGGUGAUGGUGUGAAUGAUGCCCCUGCCCUGAAGAAGGCAGAAAUUGGGAUCGCCAUGGGCUCCGGUACAGCCGUGGCCAAGUCCGCCUCAGAAAUGGUGCUGUCCGACGACAACUUCUCCACCAUCGUGGCUGCAGUUGAAGAGGGCCGAGCCAUCUAUAACAACAUGAAGCAGUUCAUCCGCUACCUCAUCUCCUCCAACGUGGGCGAGGUUGUCUGUAUCUUCCUGACUGCAAUCUUGGGUCUUCCCGAGGCUCUUAUCCCAGUGCAGCUUCUGUGGGUGAACCUGGUGACAGACGGCCUGCCUGCCACAGCACUGGGCUUUAACCCCCCAGACCUGGACAUCAUGAUCAAGCCCCCUCGCAACCCCAAAGAGGCGCUCAUCUCCGGCUGGCUCUUCUUCAGAUACCUUGCCAUUGGCGGGUAUGUGGGACUGGGAACAGUGAGUGCUGCCACCUGGUGGUACGUGUAUGAUGAUGAAGGUCCACAUCUCACGUUUCACCAGCUGCGUCAUUUCAUGCAGUGUACUGAAGAAAACCCCAUGUUUGAGGGCAUCAGCUGUGAGGUGUUUGAGUCUCGCUACCCCACCACCAUGGCCCUGUCUGUGCUCGUCACUGUAGAGAUGUUCAACGCACUCAACAGUCUCUCAGAGAACCAGUCUCUGCUCAGAAUGCCUCCUUGGGUAAACAUCUGGCUUAUGGGAGCCAUUAUCCUCUCCUUGUCUCUACAUUUCCUCAUCCUGUAUGUGGAGCCCCUACCGCUGAUCUUUCAGGUGAUCCCGCUCAACUGUUCCCAGUGGAUGGUCGUCAUCAAGAUCUCGUUCCCUGUCAUCCUCCUGGAUGAGGCACUCAAGUACUUGUCCCGACACCAUUUAGAAGGUGAAGAGGAGGCGAGGUAUAUGAAGAGUCGGCAGCUGAAAUUCUAAGACAGCGCCUUCCAAAACACACACACACAACACACUUCCACUCUUCAUUUUCAAUUCCAGGCACCACUCACACACUGUUUCUUCAGAUCUUCAUGCCCAGCCACCACUAGAAACAAGACAAGCUGGGGGUUUUUUUUCCUCUUGUGUGUGUGUGUGUGUGUGUGUGUGUGUGUGUGUGUGUGUGUGUGUGUGUGUAUGUGUGUAUGUGUGUAUGUGUGUGAGUUCAUUAGGGACUUUAGCUGCUUCCUUUUGUGGCUUCAUGGCUUCCACUCAUUUGCUGUAGAUACUAGUGCAAUAACUAGAGCACAGAAAACUGAAUAAGCUCAAGGUGGGGUUUUCACGUCUGAAUAACAGAAGGACGUUUCAUUUCAUCCUGAGUCCUGAAUCCCUGAGUCCACAUGUGAGUCUGAGUGAGCGAGGACACCCCCCCCCCCCCCCCCCCCAUGUCAUGUGAUCAUCUUUAGCUAAUCAUUUUCAGCUUUAUUUUUAAUACAGAGUUUAUACAGAAUGUAUAAAAGACUGCAGUGAAUGUCAUGAUGUUUACAUAGAAGGUACAUUUCCACCAAGGCUCUGAAACCUGAUUGGUCCUUAACAAGCAGACCUGUAGUGUUCCAGAACUCUCAAAUCUAAAUGGAUCUUCUAAUCUACAGCUAACAGAACUAAAGGGUUCUGUCACUUUAAAAAAAAGGCUUUAAGCUUUUAGACACCCCCCCCAAACAAAGAACUUAAGAGCACAAUUCUGCAAAUCAAGCAUCUGUCCUAAACUA
Trichomycterus rosablanca is the source of this 4104-nucleotide messenger RNA. RefSeq names its product ATPase sarcoplasmic/endoplasmic reticulum Ca2+ transporting 3 (gene atp2a3). Gene Ontology annotation, cellular component: membrane. The transcript has 21 exons. The coding region runs from base 320 to 3337 and encodes 1005 amino acids. Lineage: Eukaryota; Metazoa; Chordata; Actinopteri; Siluriformes; Trichomycteridae. The record is from RefSeq and is a predicted model, not a curated record. Gene Ontology annotation, biological process: intracellular calcium ion homeostasis; calcium ion transmembrane transport. Gene Ontology annotation, molecular function: ATP binding; ATP hydrolysis activity; P-type calcium transporter activity.